AUCAAGGUCAAAUAAUAUUUUUUUAUGGACCCAAAUAGUCUAUUUAGUUGGUACAAUACCUAACUCGUCGACUCAAAUGUAUUUUUAUUUUCUGUUGGCACAAAUGAACAUGACUGCAAUAUAUAAAACGAAGUAAAAGUGGGGUUGGAGAUAGAGGAGGGAAAAUGGGGAAGGGGAAGGAGAGUAUUCCGACGAUAGAUCUUUCAAAUUUCCCUGGAGAGUAUGGGAAACUGAGGGAAGCAUGCGCAGAGUGGGGAUGUUUCAGGGUGGUGAACCAUGGCAUCCCUCUGGACCUGAUGUGGGACAUGAAGAAGGUUGCGAGAUCUCUCUUGGACCUUCCCGUGGAAAUCAAGCGCCGGAAUACGGACGUGAUCGCCCGAAGCGGGUACCAGGAGCCCAGCCCUGUCAACCCUCUUUACGAAUCAUUAGGCCUCUAUGACAUGGCCUCAUCCCAUUCUGUGCAGACCUUCUGUUCUCAAUUGGAUGCCUCCCCUCACCAAAGUGAGAUCAUGGAGAAGUAUGCUCAAGCAAUUUAUGCGUUAACCAUGGAAAUAGGAGGAAAGCUAGCUGAAAGCUUGGGGUUGAAUAGUGAUUUCUGCAAAGAAUGGACGUGCCUAUUCAGGAUAAACAAGUACAACUUCACCCCGGAAGUGGUAGGCUCCACCGGAGCACAAAUCCACACGGAUUCCAGCUUCCUGACAAUACUUCAGCUGGAUGAAAAUGUUGGUGGUCUGGAGGUUAUGGAGAGGAACUCCGAUGCCUUUAUACCUGUCGAUCCCUUGCCCGGAGCCCUUUUGAUCAAUCUCGGAGAUGUUGCUACGGCAUGGAGCAAUGGAAGGUUGUUCAAUGUGAAGCACAGAGUGCAGUGCAAGGAAGCAGGAGUCAGGGUGUCGAUUGCAACAUUCCUGUUGGGACCUAAGGAGGCAGCGGUGGAAGCCCCGCCGGAGCUGGUGGAUGCAGAGCAUCCUCGCCUUUAUGUACCUUUUACCUAUGAAGAGUACAGGAAGCUCCGGAUCUCCUCAAAAUCUGCGGCCGGGACAGUUGACCUCUUGCGCAUCCAUUCCUGAGCCUGAAAAAAAAAAGGGUCAAGGGAGGCCGAAGCAGUCGUCCGGUCAAUUCUCUUUAAUAAAUAGUAUUUUUCUAG
This is a messenger RNA of Rubroshorea leprosula, 1144 nucleotides long. The record is from the annotation of a GenBank genome assembly. NCBI's taxonomy places the organism in Eukaryota, Viridiplantae, Streptophyta, Magnoliopsida, Malvales, Dipterocarpaceae.